GUCACAGCCGUUGGCGACCUGCUCGGCCCAACAAUCUCUGGACUGGAACGUUUGCUGCAGAUUCCAACAGGCUGUGGUGAGCAGAACAUGAUCACACUUGCGCCGAAUGUCUACGUGGCUAAGUAUCUCUUGGCCACUGCCAAGAUGAAGCCAGAUUUGCGCCAGAGAGUGGUCAACAACAUGGUGGUAGGGUACGGGCGACAGCUGACCUACCGGCAU
Molecule: messenger RNA, 219 nt
Organism: Symbiodinium pilosum
Lineage: Eukaryota; Dinophyceae; Suessiales; Symbiodiniaceae
Source: the annotation of a GenBank genome assembly